GUCCUGUUGUUGUAGGUGCCCGCGGAGGUGGCGGCGGGGGGCAGUCGGAGUUCCUGGCGGCUGGCUGAGGGGGGCCUGGGGCUGGUCAUGGCGCUGAGGCCUGGCCCCGGGGGAAGAUGAAUAAAGGCUGGCUGGAGCUGGAGAGCGACCCCGGGCUCUUCACACUCCUAGUAGAGGAUUUUGGUGUUAAAGGAGUGCAAGUUGAAGAAAUCUAUGAUCUGCAGAGUAAAUGCCAAGGGCCAGUGUAUGGAUUUAUUUUCCUUUUCAAAUGGAUUGAAGAGCGCCGAUCUCGACGGAAGGUCUCUACUCUGGUAGAUGAAACAUCAGUAAUCGAUGAUGACAUUGUCAAUAACAUGUUCUUUGCUCAUCAGCUGAUUCCCAAUUCUUGUGCCACACAUGCAUUGCUGAGUGUCCUCUUGAACUGCAGCAGUGUGGAUCUGGGGCCAACUCUGAGCCGAAUGAAGGAAUUCACCAAAGGAUUUAAUCCAGAGAGCAAAGGCUAUGCUAUUGGAAAUGCCCCAGAACUGGCCAAGGCACACAACAGUCAUGCUAGGCCAGAGCCCAGGCAUUUGCCGGAAAAACAGAACGGGAUCAGUGCCGUGCGGACCAUGGAGGCUUUCCAUUUUGUCAGCUAUGUUCCCAUCAAGGGGCGUCUCUUUGAACUGGAUGGCUUGAAAGUUUAUCCCAUUGACCAUGGGCCCUGGGCAGAAGAUGAGGAAUGGACAGACAAAGCCAGGAGAGUUAUCAUGGAGAGGAUCGGACUUGCUACAGCAGGGGAGCCAUAUCAUGACAUCCGCUUUAACUUGAUGGCAGUGGUGCCUGACAGGAGGAUGAAGUAUGAAUCCAAGCUGAAUAUAUUGAAGAUGAACCGACAAACUGUAUUGGAAGCAUUGCAGCAGUUGAUCAGAGUGACUCAACCAGAGCUUGUCCACACCCAGAAAUCUCAGGAAUCCCAGCCUGCUGAGGAGCCCAAGUCAGCGAACAGCAAGACCUACACUCCACUGGAACUGGGGCGAGUGCAGUUGGGCCAAGAGAGCACUCAGACAGCAGAGCGUCCUGAAGAUUCUGGUGGCCAAGAUCAGCCUGCCUCAACCCAGAGUCCUCCAAGCAAGUCAAAGCUGGGCAGUAAGCUGCCUGUGAGCAGUAUAAAUGGGGCACUAUCAAAUCCCAGCCCAAUUGUGCAGAGGCUGCCAGCUUUCCUGGAUAAUCACAACUAUGCCAAGUCACCCAUGCAAGAGGAAGAGGACCUUGCAGCAGGAGUGGGCCGGAGCAGGGUCCCUGUACGGCAGCCCCAGCAGUACUCUGAUGAUGAGGAUGAUUACGAUGAGGAAGAGGAAGAGGAAGUGUGCAAUGCCAAUGCUGCCAUGAGUUACAAGAGGAAGGCCCAGGUGAAGCAGGAUCACCUAGUGGGGAGUGUAGAUGGCCAGCUGUCCAUACUACAGCCGAACACCAUCAAUGUUCUUGCUGAGAAGCUCAAGGAAACACAGAAGGACCUCUCCAUUCCUCUGUCUAUCAAGACCAGCAGUGGAGGCACUGCAGUCGCUGCUGUUUCCCAGUCCCAGCCCUCCCCUACGCCCAGCAACGAGAGCACGGACACUGCUUCAGAGAUUGGAAGUGCCUUCAAUUCCCCACUCCGCUCCCCCAUCCGCUCAGCCAAUCCCACUCGUCCCUCCAGCCCCGUCACCUCCCACAUCUCCAAGGUGUUGUUUGGGGAAGAGGACAGCCUGCUGCGGGUGGACUGUAUACGCUACAAUCGGGCUGUGAGGGAUUUGGGGCCCCUCAUCAGCACAGGCUUGCUGCACCUCACAGAGGAUGGUGUUUUCAGCCCACUUACUAUCACAGAUGCAGGGAAAAGCACCGGUCCUUCAAGCAAAUCAAGUGAAGAGGUUCAGUCCACUGUAAAACUAGAAGAGAGGGAUUCAAAUGAGCCGCAUGACAGCAAGGAGAAGGCUGGAAUUGGCAGGUCUAAUGAUCCCUCCGGUGGGGAAAAAUACUCUCCUAAAGAACUGCUGGCGCUGUUGAAGUGUGUGGAGGCUGAAAUUGCUAAUUAUGAAGCCUGUUUAAAGGAGGAAGUAGAGAAAAGGAAGAAGUUCAAGAUUGAUGACCAGAGAAGAACUCAUAAUUAUGAUGAAUUCAUUUGCACCUUUAUCUCCAUGCUGGCACAAGAAGGCAUGUUGGCAAGCCUUGUCGAGCAGAACAUCUCUGUACGUAGACGGCAAGGGGUCAGCAUAGGACGGCUCCACAAACAACGGAAGCCUGACCGGCGGAAACGUUCCCGACCUUACAAAGCCAAACGUCAAUAACAUCAACCUUUGGACAGCCCUUGGCGUGCUCCGCUUGCCACUUUGGUGACCUGGCGCACUUUUCAGGCACUUCCCUGGCAGUUGGGCAGUGCUCUGGAGAGGCGCUUUGCACUGAACUUCUCUGUUCAAAUCAUCAGUGUUAGUGUCAUGUUACACACAAACCCGCUUGUGUUCAUCUGGGCUUUAGUGUUGCCCCACUGGUGGUUGCAACAUGGGCAUUCCUGCAGCGUAAGGACCAGGAUCACUCGAGAGACCUCUUGGCACGGCACUGCUCCGUGUCCUGAAUCCCUCUGCAGUAUAUUUUGCAGUUGCCGAUGGCAUUCUCAGUGGCUUUGUAUAGACCUUAGAAAGGGACAGGCCAAAUCUCUGCUCUCUUGAGGAGCACUGCAGCCAGAAUUGUUUCAGUGUUGGGUUCAGUUUUCCCAGAGAGUAGGAAUUAGCUGUGUACUGUUCCUUUCAGUGCUUUGGCUCUGUACACUUCAUGGAGGCACAUAUCUAUUUUCUGUAUUAAAAUGUGUAUAUAUUUUCUCUCCUGAGCUAUAUUAUUAUUGUUGUAAUAGGCUGCAGCUGGUCACAGACCUGAAUCCAUUGAGCAGGCCACAUGCAAGUUGGGUUUCUUUGCAGCAGGUCUUCAAAGUCAGUAUCAGCCCUGUUCACUUUUCUCCUGGUGGUUUCUCCAUUGUUGCUGGAGCAGGGAGGGGAGUUUCCAUGCUGGGCUGUGUAUGUGCCAGGUAAGGCCUUGUGCUGUGAGGACACAGUGUUACAUGCAGGGUAUAGUGGUGUAGGACUGGGGUGGGCAACCUAUUUCUUUUACUUGAAUGCCAAGCUCCAGUAACCAGAGUGAAGUGCAGAAGUCAGAAUUAGAAUUCAAGGACAUGGUGCUGCUGAGCACAUUCUCAGCCUCAGAUUUUGAUUUCAAAGUCAGAACAGAACUGGCCAUUCAGAAAUUUUAUUCCCAUUUACCUCAGGCUUUCUUGAUUUCAGCAGCUGACUUUAGAUGGGGAAAAGGGCAUUUGGUUAUUAUUAAAUGAUUGUAAAUCAGAACGAAACACUUUCCCCUCUGCUGCAACUCACUCUGACCAGUGGAUAUCAAUCUGCCUUCUCCCCACUCCUGAUGUAGGCCUUGCAACAUGAUUAUGCUUCUUGAUAUGCUGUCUAUGUGGAUGCUAUGAACACAACAUGAUCUGAAUAAUGGCAGCUUUUCAGAUGAUUUCCCUCUUCUGAGCUAGAGGUUGGUAAGCUCUAGUUUCAGCUUCUCUUGGAAAGCUGCUUGUCUUUGCUAAGUUGCUGAAGAAAACCACCUUUUAAAGAAGUUAAAUAAUGCUAGACUGAAGUUGCUGUUAAUUGCAUGAUAUGCCCCAUGGCAGUCGUGGGCAACCUGUAGCAUGCCAGCUAUUGUUAGAUUGCAAUUCCUAUCAUUCCUAGGCACCAUAACCAGUGAUGAGGGAUGAUGGGAGUUGCAGUUGCUGGCCUGCCCAGGAGUAGAGCUAAAGGGACAAGUGCAUGCACUUACAAUGCCUUGCAGAAAUAUUCCACACACACACACCCUUUGACUUUCCCACAUCUCAUGUUACAACCUGGACUUGAAACAGAUUGAAUUGGCAUCGGCAGCACUUAAUAUACAGCUCUGGGGGGGGGUGUGCCAUUUUGUACUUUGAGACAAAACUGGCAAUUGUUGGUUGUAUAAGGAUUCACCCCAACCCCCCAAGUCAGUACCCAGGGGAACCACUUUUGGCAGCAAGUACAAUUGUGAAGCUUUUUUGGGUAAGCCUCUGUAAGCUUUGCUCAUCUAAACCAAACAGUGUUUAGGCAUAUUUCCAGCUCUUAAGUUGGACUGAGACUUAAUAAACAGCAACUGUCAAAUUUUGUCAGAUUCUCAAUCAGAUUGAGGUCUGGGCUUUGACCGGGCCAUCUAGGUUCUUGUUUCUAAACCAUUCCAGUAUAACUGGCUGUGUGUUUGUAGUCAUUGCCCUGCUGGAAGGGAAACCUCUGUCCCAGUCCAGAUCCCUUGUGACUUGAACCAGGUUUUCCUCUAGUGUUGCCCCAUAUGUGGGUCCAUCCAUCUGGGACUAGUUUCCCAGCCACUGCUGAGGAAAGGCAUCUGCACAGCCUGAUAGUGCCACCACUGUGCCUCCCCAUGGGGCAAUGUGCACUGUUGGCUUUGUAUCACAGUCUGGCAGCAAGGCCAAAAAUGUGCCUCCCACAUGCCUCUCUGAAAAUUACAGAUGGGCUUUGAUCAUUGGUGUGCUUCAGCAAUGGCCACUUUUUCAUGAAGCCCAGCUAUGUGAAGUGGAUGAGUGAGAACUAUCCCCUGGACAGUGUCACAGUGUGGAAAAGCCAAAGGGAGGCCACUACUCUGCAAGGCACUGUAAGCCAAAUGCCUGGCUGCCUUCCUGAUUUGUAUAUGUCCAGAUUGAGGCUACUGUAAGGAUACUGUAAGUGCAUUCAUCUGAAUGUGCUUACAGAACUCCUGUAAUUCAGUUGUGCCUUUCUAAGCCAUUCUCUUCCUGCUUUAAUUCCACUCACAUGCAGACAAGAGCUUGCAUAAGUGUUACAUUUCAAAAGUGUGGGAGGACACCAUGGAAAAGCAGCUUUUAAAAAAAAAUCUAGCAAAUGUUUGAAGCACUGUCAGACAGCAGAAUGCUGAUACUAAGGGUAACUGAUUGGUAACAGAGCAUUGGUCUUACCUUUAAGUUGGUCCUUGUAGCUGAAGCUUUGCUGUGAGGCAGAGCAGGAACUAGUACGCUGCCACCUCUGCUGAGCAAUAGCCAGAAGAGGGCAGAAGCAUGAGCUUACCCUCAGCUGCCAUCUGAGUCAUAAUAAUACCAUGUGUGGUUGCUGCUGCCUCCUCGUGUUGUCUUUUCAGUAGCAAUGCUCCUGUGUCGUGCUUGUCUAGCCAAAGCCUGCCUCUGACAGCUGCCAGUAAGGCUAUAUGGUCCUUCACAGCAGUAUGUGUCAGUGGGUUAGGACUGGGGAGAAACGGGAGAACACAACUGCAAAUUUGGUCUAGGUGAGUGGCCAUGGGGCUUCAGUGUUUGGGGAAGAAUUUCUCGAAACUUUUUCCUAAACUGUUACUCCAUAAGCAUGCAAAGCUGACUCUGCUCUUCUGCACUGCAAUGCAUACUAAGCAGAGGGAUUCAAAGGAAGGUCUCAAGCUGCCUUCAAAAGAAGGCCUCAAACUUCUCAAGGUCCUCGAGAAGUUGGUAGAGUAGCUGAAAGCAGAAUCUCAUUUGCUUUCUCUGCAGACAUGUACAGAUACUGAUUUGUAGAACUAUCGUUUUUUGUAUGUUGACAGAAUCACCUGUCUCUUGUUUUGUUAGUUUCAACUACUGUAAAUACCAGUUUUGGUUCAAAAAAUAAAAUGUAUACCCCAUGCCUUUGAAGAUGGCAUUAAUCAGAUCUGCAACAUUAAAACUUGUGCACAAGC
Messenger RNA from Varanus komodoensis (Komodo dragon), 5730 nucleotides. It is a transcript of the gene BAP1, whose product is annotated as BRCA1 associated protein 1. The record is from RefSeq and is a predicted model, not a curated record. Gene Ontology annotation, biological process: protein deubiquitination; ubiquitin-dependent protein catabolic process. The transcript is spliced from 17 exons. Gene Ontology annotation, cellular component: cytoplasm. Gene Ontology annotation, molecular function: cysteine-type deubiquitinase activity. NCBI's taxonomy places the organism in Eukaryota, Metazoa, Chordata, Lepidosauria, Squamata, Varanidae. The coding region runs from base 117 to 2303 and encodes 728 amino acids.